CUUUGCUCUCACAUCAUGCUCUCCUCUUCCCUAGACACGUGCUAUGUCCUCUCCUUUGCCAUCAUAAUGCUCAACACCAGCCUACACAACCCCAAUGUCAAGGACAAGCCUACGGUGGAAAGGUUCAUCGCCAUGAACCGAGGGAUCAACGACGGAGGGGACCUGCCCGAGGAGCUGCUCCGGAAUCUCUACGAGAGCAUAAAAAAUGAACCCUUUAAAAUCCCAGAAGAUGAUGGCAACGACCUCACGCACACUUUCUUCAAUCCGGACCGAGAAGGCUGGCUGCUGAAACUAGGUAGGUCACCUCCUCCAGCCUGGGGCCCCUAUAACAGGGCUCAGGAAGAAGGGAUACAAAGACUUGGG
Messenger RNA from Cricetulus griseus (Chinese hamster), 363 nucleotides. The record is from RefSeq and is a predicted model, not a curated record. Lineage: Eukaryota; Metazoa; Chordata; Mammalia; Rodentia; Cricetidae.